Messenger RNA from Pelobates fuscus (common spadefoot toad), 829 nucleotides. RefSeq names its product transmembrane 4 L6 family member 1-like. NCBI's taxonomy places the organism in Eukaryota, Metazoa, Chordata, Amphibia, Anura, Pelobatidae. The transcript has 5 exons. Bases 61 to 666 code for a protein of 201 amino acids. Gene Ontology annotation, cellular component: membrane. The record is from RefSeq and is a predicted model, not a curated record.
UGCCAGCACUCAGCAAUUACAUUUUGGAAGGCAGAACAGCAGUACAACAGAGACUACAAAAUGUGCUUUGGCAAAUGUGCAAAAUGCAUCGGCUACCAGCUGCUCAUUUUGGCAAUUCUUUGCAUUGUGGCAAAUAUCCUGCUUUAUUUCCCGAAUGGAGAAACAAAGUAUGCUGAAAACAAUCAGCUGGGCAGAUUUGUCUGGCUUUUCCAAGGGAUUAUAGGAGCUGGCGUGUUGAUGUUUUUUCCAGCAGCUGUUUUUAUUGGGCUAGAAAGUAAUAAUUGCUUUGGAUAUGGUCACAAAAGAUGUGGAAAAAGCACCGCAGUGCUGUCAUCUAUCUUGGCUGCAAUACUUGGACUUGCUUCAGCAGGGUAUUGUUUGAUCAUUUCCUCUUUGGGCCUGGUAGAAGGGCCAUAUUGUUUGACAAAUAAUAAUACAUGGGUAUACCCAUAUGGAAAUGCAAGUUAUUUCUAUUUGGCUGACCACAGUACCUGGUCUGAGUGUGUUGAACCAAAGAAUGUAGUAGUCUGGAAUGUUACCCUAUUUUCCAUUCUCCUGGGUUUGUCUGCAAUCCAGGUUAUUCUUUGCAUAAUCCAACUCAUCAAUGGGUUCAUUGGAGGAAUAUUCGGCUGCUGUGCAGAAAAUAAACAGUCCCUCAUUUGCUAAUUUUGAUGAAAGUAGAAGUUCACAAAAGAAGUUGACCACCUGCCAUGAAGAUGAAGAAAGUAGUGGAGGCUUGCACUUACUUAUGUGAAUGUCACUGUACAUAAUUCUUUGUAUAUUCUUAAUUUCACACAGAAACAGUUCCUUUCACAAAUAAAGCUUAUCU